Saccoglossus kowalevskii is the source of this 576-nucleotide messenger RNA. RefSeq lists its product as uncharacterized. NCBI's taxonomy places the organism in Eukaryota, Metazoa, Hemichordata, Enteropneusta, Harrimaniidae. Gene Ontology annotation, cellular component: nucleolus; nucleoplasm. Gene Ontology annotation, molecular function: protein binding. The record is from RefSeq and is a predicted model, not a curated record.
AUGGAGUCAAGUGACAGUAGCAGCUCUGAUUCUAGUAGUGACAGUAGUUCUGAAGAGGACAAUCAAGUCAAAUCAACCCCUAAAAUGAAAAUUGUAAAUAAGAAUAAUAUUGUUAGCAAUCAUCUUAUAAAGAAAGACAAAACAAAACCAUCACCAGCUAAAAGAAAAAAAGAAAAAAGUUCAUCAUCUAGUGAGUCUGACAGUAGUAGCUCUCAGUCAGAUGAAGAGGAAGAACUCAAGACUCCUGUCGUGAACGGGAAAAAGAAAUCUAAGAAAGACAUGAAAACUCCCCCAGCAAAAAGUGACAAAAUUGUAACAAAGACCCCAUCCACAGUGCCUCAGACUAAGAAAAAACAAAAGGAAAAAAGUACAACUCCAUUCAAACGUGUUGAUGAGAAUAAUGUGGAGGUCGAUUAUCGAUUGGCAGACAACUCAUUUGAAGCUAAGAAAGGAGCAUUUGGUUCAUGGGGAGAGAAAGCUAACAAAGAUUUGAAGAACACAAGAGGAAAGUCAUUUAGACAUGAGAAGACUAAAAAGAAGCGUGGUAGUUAUCGUGGUGGUUCCAUCAGCCAGACU